Molecule: messenger RNA, 591 nt
Organism: Sporothrix schenckii 1099-18
Lineage: Eukaryota; Fungi; Ascomycota; Sordariomycetes; Ophiostomatales; Ophiostomataceae
Exons: 2
Coding region: 1-591 (196 amino acids)
Source: RefSeq, a predicted model, not a curated record
AUGGAAAAUCCGCCCAUCGAAAAAUCAAAGUUGGGCUGGCUGAGGGUGCUCGAACACGUGAUGGUCGUGGUGGUGACGCCCGAGCCGCCCGCGAACUCCGCCGACAGCACACUCCAGGUACCAUCGACGGUCAAGAUGUCCACCCCAAAGACCCAAAACAGGGAGUUGUUGGCCAAGCACCUCACCAGCUCGGGGGUAGGCGGGUAUGCGGCCGUCAUCGCACCAGUGGUCUCGACGACAGCGGACGUGCCCGGGUUGAAGUGGGCGCCGUCGGGGAGAAGGUUGGUGCCGCAGGGCAGAUGCGAUGGGGCGGCGGACGACGAAGCGGAAGCCGAGGACGAAAUGGAGGACGAAAUGGAGGAUGUCAGCGACGAAACCGACGAGGACAAUGACGACAAUGAUGACGAGGACAACGAGGACACCGAAGAAGGCGCCGACGAAGACACCGACGAGGACACUGACGAGGAUGCUGACGAGGACGGCGUAGAAGACGACACGGACACGCGGGACGGCCUGCAACGCGCCGCUGUGGCGGCACCUGCGCCGAGGAGGCUGCUCAAGCCGACAAUAAAGGAGAACCGCAUGGUAUAA